This is a messenger RNA of Meloidogyne enterolobii, 305 nucleotides long. The record is from the annotation of a GenBank genome assembly. Lineage: Eukaryota; Metazoa; Nematoda; Chromadorea; Rhabditida; Meloidogynidae.
UAAAGAAAAUGAAUGAUAUUGUUGUAGCAUCAACACCUAUUCAUCAACAACAAAAUAAUAAUAAAUUAACAAAAUUACCUUCAAUUAGAUUAAGAAGAGAAACUGAAAGUGAAGAAAGUAGAGCAAGAAAAAAAGAAUUGGAAAUUUUUGCCCAAAAAAUAAGAAGAGCUGGGCUUAUACGGGAACAUCAAACAUGGACACUUUCACAAGGAAUAAUAAUUUAUAAGGAGGCUUUUAAAGGAGAAGAUUUUGUAACGUGGCUUAUGCGAGAUCAGAAAAUAUGUAAAAAAAAUUUUUUUAAUUAA